AGAGUCUCUGGUCUAGAAGAAUAAAAGGAAAUUGCCGGAAGUAGGAAAGCCACCGGAAACUACAAUUCCCAGAAAACUGCGAGGACUUUUUCCGCAACUGAUCCUUAACUCCGCCGGGGUUUGAUUUUACUGUAUGUGGGAAAGUAGCGUCAUGACGCAAAGAAGGCGGGUCCGGCGUGAAAGCAAAGGGAAGUAUUCGAUCCUUUUUUCGUGGUUGGCUGGCUCAGUUGCGGCGGGGGACCUUCUUGGAGGACUAGCUCAUCCCUUGGCUUUUUGCGGUUGCGCCAAGCGCUCCCAGUAGCGGCUUCGGAGCCUGGUCUACUUGGGGGUCGUGAGAGGUGGGAACGUCGGUGGGUCUGUCCGAUUCUUCUUCAUGGAGGCGGGCCUUUGCGCCCAGCCCUUGCUUACGGUGCCUGGCUUUCUUUAUUGGCGUGAACAUGAACUGGUAGUGGUGGGACCCGGCGGAGCUGGUUAGUUAGCGGGCUACUUGGCUAACGCGGGAGGGGCUGGCUCGCUGCCUGCUCCAGCGGCGGUCAGUCGAUCUGGUGGGGAUAGAAGAGGCUUUGGCGUCACCCCGCCAUGAACUAUCAGCAACAGCAGCAACAGCUGGCGAAUUCUGCGGCCAUCCGGGCGGAGAUCCAUCGGUUCGAAUCGGUGCACCCCAACAUCUACUCCAUUUAUGAGUUACUGGAAAGGGUGGAAGAGCCAGUGCUGCAAAACCAGAUCAGGGAGCACGUCAUCGCCAUUGAAGAUGCUUUUGUAAAUAGCCAGGAAUGGACACUAAGUCGAUCAGUGCCAGAACUAAAAGUGGGAAUUGUGGGGAAUUUAGCUAGUGGUAAAUCUGCUCUUGUACAUCGUUAUCUGACUGGGACCUAUGUCCAGGAGGAAUCACCAGAAGGUGGAAGAUUCAAGAAAGAGAUAGUAAUUGAUGGACAGAGUUAUCUAUUGUUAAUUAGAGAUGAAGGAGGUCCUCCUGAAGCACAGUUUGCCAUGUGGGUGGAUGCCGUUAUCUUUGUCUUUAGCCUUGAGGAUGAAAUUAGCUUCCAGACAGUGUAUCACUAUUACAGCCGUAUGGCAAACUAUCGUAAUGCUAAUGAAAUCCCAAUGUUACUAGUCGGAACUCAGGAUGCUAUAAGUUCGAAUAAUCCUCGGGUCAUUGAUGAUACUAGAGCACGGAAACUAUCCAACGAUUUGAAGAGAUGUAUCUACUAUGAAACUUGUGCUACGUAUGGGCUGAAUGUGGAGCGAGUUUUUCAGGAUGUGGCACAGAAGAUUGUUUCAACCAGGAAAAAACAUCAGCUUUCAAUAGGUCCUUGCAAAUCAUUACCAAAUUCUCCAAGCCACUCAUCAGUAUGUUCAACCCAGGUCUCUGCAGUACAUAUUAGCCAGACCAGUAACGGAGGAGGGAGUUUAAGUGAUUAUUCUUCCUCUGUCCCAUCUACUCCAAGCACCAGUCAGAAGGAACUACGAAUUGAUGUGCCACCUACUACUAAUACUCCAACACCUGUUCGUAAGCACUCCAAGCGCCGGUCCAACCUUUUCACAUCUCGGAAAGGGAGUGAUCCAGACAAAGAGAAGAAAGGAUUGGAGAACAGAGCAGAUAGUAUUGGAAGCGGUCGUGCAAUCCCAAUUAAACAGGGAAUGCUUUUAAAGAGAAGUGGCAAAUCAUUAAAUAAAGAGUGGAAGAAGAAAUAUGUUACUCUUGGGGACGAUGGUGUAUUGACCUACCAUCCAAGCUUACAUGACUAUAUGCAAAAUGUUCAUGGAAAAGAAAUUGAUCUUCUGAGGACCACAGUUAAAGUGCCAGGGAAGAGGCCACCUCGUGCCACAUCAGUCUGUGCACCUAUCUCUAAUCAAAGAACAAAUGGCUUGUCCAAAGAGAUGAGCGGUUUACAUAUUUCACCAAAUCCAGGAAAUGUGACUACUAGUACAUCUGUGUCUCAUAUGGCGAGUGGCAUCAGUCUUCUUUCCUUUAACAGUCGACCUGAUGGGAUGCAUCAACGAUCCUAUUCAGUUUCUAGCGCUGAUCAGUGGAGUGAAGUGACAGUUAUUGCAAAUUCUGGUAUCAGUAAUGAUACUGGUUUGGGAGAUUCUCUGUGUUCCAGUCCAAGUAUAUCUAGCAAUACGAGUCCUAAAUUGGACCCACCGCCUUCCCCUCAUGCAAACAGAAAAAAGCAUCGAAGGAAGAAAAGCACUAGCAAUGUUAAAGCUGAAGGUAUCUCAGGAACUGCUGAAGAUCAAGAAGAAAAUUUUGAAUUUAUCAUUGUGUCCCUUACUGGCCAGACAUGGCACUUUGAAGCUACAACAUAUGAAGAAAGAGAUGCCUGGGUCCAAGCAAUAGAGAGUCAGAUUCUGGCCAGCCUACAAUCGUGUGAAAGCAGCAAAAAUAAGUCCCGACUGACAAGUCAGAAUGAGGUCAUGGCUCUUCAGUCAAUAAGAAAUGUCAGAGGAAAUUCUCACUGUGUAGACUGUGAAAUACAAAAUCCCGAUUGGGCAAGUUUAAAUUUGGGAGCUCUCAUUUGUAUUGAAUGCUCAGGGAUACACCGAAACCUUGGUACACAUUUAUCACGUGUCCGUUCACUUGACUUGGAUAAUUGGCCUGUUGAACUCAUCAAAGUAAUGUCCUCCAUUGGAAAUGAAUUAGCAAAUAGCAUAUGGGAAGAAAAUACCCAAGGCCGUGCAAAACCUGUUCCAAACUCCACAAGGGAAGAGAAAGAGCAGUGGAUCCGGGCCAAAUAUGAGCAAAAACACUUUCUUGCUCCAUUGCAAUGUUUAGACCUUUCUUUAGGUCAGCACCUACUACGAGCAACUGCAGAGGAAGAUUUGCGGACUGUCAUCCUGCUUCUUGCACAUGGAACACGUGAAGAAGUGAAUGAAACCUGUGGAGAAGGAGAUGGGCGAUCAGCUUUACAUUUGGCUUGCAGGAAAGGAAAUGUCGUGUUGGUGCAGCUCUUAAUUUGGUACGGUGUUGAUGUUAUGGCAUGCGAUGCUCAUGGAAACAGCGCUUUAGCCUAUGCGAGACAAGCAACAAGCCAAGAAUGCAUUGAUAUCCUCCUGCAAUAUGGUUGUCCAGAUGAGCACUUUGUCCUUAUGGCUACUCCCAAUUUAUCCCGGAAGAAUACUAACAAGAACAACAGCAGUGCAAGGAUGCCUUCCAUCAUCUGAGAUGUUGUUAAGUAGCUCUGGAAGUGUUAAUACACAAGGAAAAAAAGAAUUACGGAAACCAUUUAUAGUAAUACAAUGAUUUUGAAUGAAAACAAUAUACAAAGGAGAAGAUGAAGAGGGAUCAUGGAUAUGCUAAUGAAAUAGCUCAUGAUGGGGGGACCAUUUUACUGGAUGUCUCUAGGUGGGUUUUUUAGGAGUAUUGCAUGAGAGUUACCGGAGAGACAAUACAGGGAAAAAGAGUGGGGGGAAAUGUAACUUUCUUUAACUGACAGUUAAACGCAUUCAUACAUUUUAUCUCUACCAAACUGAACAUUUGGGUUUCAUUCUCUUUUCCAAAGAGCUUGACGGCAUAAAUCAGAGGCAAGCACAGAGUUUGUCAGGUCUGAAGCUCCUAUGAUGGUAUGUGUCAAAUCAGUUGUAGCUAAUCUGUCCAGAGAGAAUACUGGCUUCAUUACACUUAUAUAGUUGAGUUCUUCCAGCAUUACUGCUGUUUAAUAGAACAUGAUUAGUCAUCAUGGAGAAAAAGGCAUAUUAGCCGAGGAGGUAGUUACAUGGCACGCUUCAGUGAUUGCUUGGAUGUGAUUGCAAUAUUCUUAGAAGCAUCAUAUUAUCUCAGACAUGUUCUUUCAAGCACUUGGAGCCUUCCUUUCUAAAUUCACUGUCAUAAUUUAGUAUCUGUUUAAUUUUUCAGUCCAAAGAGAGAAAUCCAGUUGCUGAGCAUUAUUUGACUACAGCCUCAUUGCUGGAAAAACAAAAUAGAAAAAAAUAUAUAAAUAGCCAUGAAAUGCAAAGAGGAAUAAUGAAUAUCGCUAGCAAAAAUAUAUUUCAUGUACAUUCAAUGAGAAUAACUAUAUAAAAAGCCUUCUUUUUAAUAUUGUGUCAUUUUCACCAAGAUAAAUUAGCUGGAAUCUUUCAUGUGCAUUUCCUAAAUUAAGCAGAUUUUGCAUUGUAUUUCUUGGUUAAAAGUAUAAAAAAAAAGAAUUCUAAAUGUUCAUAAAUAUGCAUUUAUUUUUUUAAGUACAUACACUUUUGUUAAUUUAUAAAUUGCAAUUAAUGUAAAAUAAUUUGCAGAGAGUAAUAAUCUAAAGAUCACAGAUCAUAAUGAUAAAUCAUGGAAACAAUGCCAGGUUUUUUUUUAUUCCUUUGAUGGAGACCACAUCUGAUUAUCGUAUUGUCACGUUUGUUUAUAGAAAAAUUAUCAUGAAAUAUGAUUUGGAAGGGCAGGAUUUGCUUUCCAGAAACACAAAUAUCCACUGCUUAUUGUUGUGGCACUGUAUACUCUCAAUGGAGGAAGGCUGAAAACUAUAAGCAAAGAAUGCAGAAAAUGAGGCAUGUCCUAGUUACCUUGAUAUUACUCUUUUAAAGGGAAUAUGACUUCUUGCAUUCCAAAGCAAUUUGGUUGAAUAGGCUGACUUGGAAAGAAUCUAACAUUUAAUUAUAGAUUAUAAUCAUUUUAUUAUUUUAAGUAGCACUGUACUAUUUCUUGUUUUUCCUUUCUUUGUUUGAGAAAAGAAAAACAUAAUAGACAAUGAAGAUUUGUUAAUACUAGAUAGAAAAAGUCAUAGGCAAUUUUUAAGACCAACUGAAUAGUUACAAUAUGUAUAUGUAUAUGUAUUUCUUUGAAGGAAAAAUAUUUGGAGAAAAUAUGACAAUGGAUUACAAAUGUAUUGAUAAGAUAAAAAAAGAUUUUGAACUGUUUCUUGAAAAAUUAAGAAACAGUUGAAUUUAUUUAUUGGCAUGGCUUUCUGCUUUCAUAUAUUGUGUUUCUAAGAUUUUAAAGAGCUAGAAAUUAUUUAUGAUAGCAAUCUCACAAUAUGAAUAUAAGUUUAUCUUUUGGAACAUAUUCAAACAUAUCAGUGUCUGCAGCAAGCCAAGUUAUGUCAAAAUGGUUACAAUGUAAACUGUACUCCUAUGUACUACAUGGGAUGUCAUGAAUGCAAUACAAAAGAGGUGGGGUUUGCAUUGCAAUCUUCAGUCACAUAUUUUAUAAGUUGUCCUCCCUUGAGCCUGCUGUCCAUGAAACAGACACUAGUUUAAAAUAUCUUUCUUCACAGUUCAUAUUUAAUAGUGCUACCUAUUGUCUUCCAUUCACAAUGUACGCUAGCUGACAUGUUCUUGAAUACCUCCACCAAUUGCAGGGGAAGGACAGGAGAAUAUCUGCUGUCUUUCAGAGAGGCACUGGACUUCUUUUAAGUUAUAAUAAAACAGGCCUGUCAAAUUGGCAGCCUUACUGGCUGGAUAUGGCCCACACAGGCCAUGCCCACCCUGGCUCUGCAAAGGCAAAAAACAUUGCGAUACAUCAUGAUACGGACCAUGAAGUGAUCAAGUUUGACACCCCUGCACUUGGAAAGAAUCUAGCAUUUAAUUAUAGAUUAUAGUCAUUUUAAUAUUUUAAGUAGCACUGUACUAUUUUUUGUUUUUCCUUUCUUUCUUUGUAUGAGAAAAGAGGUUUAAUUUACUAUUAAAUAAUGGGGGGGGGAGUUUAGUGGAGUAUGAAGAAUAAGUAAUAAAUGUUUACCGGUAAUAUCUGGUAGAAGAGGUAGGAAAAUAGUCAUAGUAAAGAACUGUGGAAAGAACGAAGAGAAAGGGGGAAUGCAUCUUGAGCUUGUGUCAAACGCCCACCAUGGCCAUGCCCAACCCUGGCAACCCACCACCUCGGCCCUCCAAGGUCAAAUACAGCCCUGAUGUGGCCCUCAGUGAAAUUGAGUUUGACACCCCUGCUUUAGGACAUUCUUCUUGUUAUCAUGCUAUAGUAUAUCUAUACUGGGAGAUCUUUAGAUAGAAGUGAUUCUUCAUAAUAAAUCUACCUUGAGUUGAUCCUUGAUGACCACAUUAAGAAAUCUAUGUUGUUUUCUUGGCAACAGUAUAGAAGAGGUUACUCAUUGUCUUUUCCAAUAUUUUAAUUUUCCAAUCUAGUACCAUCUUUACAGACCUGGGGCUUUCUGCUGGUCUUUCAUCCAGGAACUAAUGAAGUCCAGUUAGAUGUCACCAUAUUUUAUGGUUAUAACAAAUUAUACAAAAUAUACACCUCUCCCUCCCUCCCUCCCUCUCUCUCUCCACACUCUUAAGUGAAAGGGAGGCAUGUAAAAGUUUAUGUAUGUAGUACAUAAACUAGUGUGUGAAUGUGUUUGUGUGUGUAUACAGACACACACACACAUACAUUUUAGUGUCUUCUUUUCAGAUUAAGAGUGUGUCUUAAGAGUAUUAAUAUGUUAAAUAAUUGCCAGGUAUACAUUCAGUUUUACCAGUUUUACCAAGUCUCUUUACAUGUUUGCACAACAUUUAUAUGUAUCUGUGGUUUGUUCAAAGUGGUUUAAAAUUGUAAGUUUUUCAAUAAGCCUAGACAGUAGCAGGUAAACUCAGGCAAGUGCGAAUCCUACUUCUUGAUUUUUGUCUACUAUUUGCACUGUGUUGUGAAUGUGUUGCUAUAUUUGUCACAUUUUGAAUGAAACAUUCUCUUAUAUAUUAUACCUGAUUCCUUCCUUAUUUGUAUAUAUGUGGCUAUACAUAUUUCAAGUACACUAUCCCCAGCUUUUAAGGAAAUAAUUACCAAAUAUCCCUGAUUUAGUUUAUAGUUUGUAAACUUGUCAGAUCUCCAAAAAGAAUUUUAUUUCAGUUAGAAAAAAAAAUCAUUAUCAAACAAUACAUCUAGGUAUAGAUUGAGAUGUGUAUUGAAUUCUGAUAGUAAUUUAAAAGAACAAAUUUCUAUAACAAUUGGCAAUUUUUUAAUCACUUCACAGUUUCUUAACUUGGCCAUCUUUUCCCCACUUCAUCAACAACAGUUUCUUCCUUAUUACAGCUGUCCACUAAGAUGGCUGUGCUCACUGCAUAUACAUGUAACAAAGUAGCACAUUUUACCAGUAAUUGAAAAAAAAUUCUUUCUGCAAAAAUAGAUAUAUUAUGGGUAUCAUUAAUAUUUUCCACUUAAGUUACACUUCUCCAAUAUACCAUUUAAUUAUUAAAAGUAUUUAACUAUUAACUAUUAAAGAGCAAUUUUCAUUUAUCAUAUCAAUUCCUAUGGGAAAAGUUUUUCCAGAAAAAAAAAAUCCAGACAACACCUGUGCUACAAUCAGAAAGCAAGAACUUAUCUUCA
This is a messenger RNA of Notechis scutatus (mainland tiger snake), 7258 nucleotides long. NCBI's taxonomy places the organism in Eukaryota, Metazoa, Chordata, Lepidosauria, Squamata, Elapidae. The record is from RefSeq and is a predicted model, not a curated record.